AGUUCUUUCAAACUGGGUCCUACCCGUGUCCUAAAAGGCCAUUGAAAAGGAAAAUAAAAGACGCUGAGACAUCAGUUUAUAGCCCUGCGCAUGAGCAGUGACCCGAGGGGAGAGGCCAGGGCGGGGCCUGAGCGUGGAGAUUCGGCGCAUGCGCUCAGCGCGCUCAGUGCGCCUGCAGCCGGGAGCAUGUCGGCCCCGUUCGAGGAGCGCAGUGGGGUGGUUCCGUGCGGGACGCCGUGGGGCCAGUGGUACCAGACCUUGGAGGAGGUGUUCAUUGAAGUUCAGGUGCCGCCAGGCACUCGCGCCCAGGAUAUCCAGUGCGGCCUGCAGAGCCGGCAUGUGGCGCUGGCGGGCAAACUCUUUGAUUCUACAAUAGCUGAUGAGGGAACGUGGACUUUGGAGGACAGAAAAAUGGUUCGUAUUGUUCUUACAAAGACAAAGAGAGAUGCAGCAAAUUGUUGGACUUCUCUUCUAGAAUCUGAAUAUGCAGCUGACCCUUGGGUGCAAGACCAAAUGCAGAGAAAACUUACAUUAGAGAGAUUCCAGAAAGAAAAUCCUGGUUUUGACUUCAGUGGAGCAGAAAUCUCAGGAAACUACACUAAAGGUGGACCAGAUUUCUCAAAUCUUGAGAAAUAACAGUGUUUUGGUUUUUUUGGGGCUGCAUUCUGUGGAUCCUAGCGGAUGUUGCCAUCUUGAUCAAAGGAACAGAUUAUGUGGUGGAAGAAAAAUGUGGAUGCCUACAGUUAACAAAUUGCAAAAUAUAUUUAUAUAAUGGUUCUAAAAAUUGCAUUCAAAUGUGAUUUACGUUGGAAACAUGUUAAGUACUAUGGGAACUAUUCUAUUGCUGUAUGGUAACAUUUUUUGGACUUGUUUUUGCUCAGCAUGAAAUUUUAUAUGCUGCAUUUUGCUAAUUUCAUAUUUAACAUAUUUUUACUACAAAAACAUUAGGGUAUAAAUCAUGUGAAAUGACAGGGUGACUUCAGAGAAAAUUAGGUUUUUUUUUUUUUUUCAAUAAGUGUGAUGCAGAAAUAAUGUUCAAUAAACUUUUCUAAAUAGGAAUUUUGUACCCCUUUGUCUAAAUACACCAGUUCACACAAGGGAAUUACAUUACUGAAAAAAAUUUUAAGAAAGGGAAACAGUACACAGAUAUAUUCUACGUUAAUUUUAGGAGUUAAUGAAAACUUCGGAAUUAGUAUAUUAUUUCUCAAGGGAUGGCUUUAUGUCAAAUUGAAAAAUAAGAAUGGUUUAAUACAGAAAAGAUUUGGUGAAGUGAAUAUGGUUAUUGGGUGAGUCCAUUGUUAGUGACAAAAAAACAAACUAGAUUCAGUUGAUUAUAAGUCAGUGACAUCAUUUUGAUCUUCAAUAAUCCAGACAUAUAGGUAAGAAUUGCCUUGAAAUUUUAUUUCAUCUUUUUAAUCUUUUUAGUCAAAAUGUAAACAAUCUCAAAUGUAUAGAAAAGUUACAAGUAAAGUACACAUUUUUUUUUUUUCUGAACUGUUUGUGUAUAUGUUCAUGACAGGAUGCCUGAUCACCUCUGAGUACCUUAACGUGUAUUUCCUUGAAAGAACACAGUCUUAACAUAAUUCCUAAUACAACCAUUAAAAUCAAGAAAUUAUCAUUGACACCUUGUGACCCUCUAAUCCUCAGAUUUUCAUUCCAUUCAAGUUUAACUGAUGAUUGUCCCAAUAAUGUCUUUUAGAGUAAAAUGACCCAGUCAGAAUCAUGCCUUUCCUUUAGAUGUCACAUGUCUUUAGUCUGCUUCAAUCUGGAACAAGUCCUCAUUUUUUCCAAACUUUUACAACCUUGGCACUUUGGAAGGUUGCAGGCUAGUUUUGUACAACAUCCCUCUUUUUUUUCUGUCUCAAAUUUCUUCAUGAUUAAAUUCAGGUUAUGCAUCUUUGGCGAAAUGUUACAGACGUGAUACUGUGUCUUAUUGCAUCCUAUGAUGAGUUAAUAAUUUCAGUUUGUCCUUUUUUUUACGGUAUUUACUUAGAUCACUGAUUAAGUGAUGCCUGCCAGUCUUCUCCACUGUAAAGCUAUGCUUUUUAUGUUUAUAAUUAAGUAUUUUAUGGAAUGUAGUUUCAAAGUCUUACUACCUUGUUUCUCAUCAAACUUUCAUUUAAAUUUU
Molecule: messenger RNA, 2128 nt
Organism: Hipposideros armiger (great roundleaf bat)
Lineage: Eukaryota; Metazoa; Chordata; Mammalia; Chiroptera; Hipposideridae
Gene: NUDCD2
Product: NudC domain containing 2
Exons: 4
Coding region: 91-636 (181 amino acids)
Biological process (GO): protein folding
Cellular component (GO): cytoplasm
Source: RefSeq, a predicted model, not a curated record